This is a messenger RNA of Oreochromis niloticus (Nile tilapia), 9026 nucleotides long. RefSeq names its product G protein-coupled receptor 158b (gene gpr158b). The record is from RefSeq and is a predicted model, not a curated record. Gene Ontology annotation, molecular function: G protein-coupled receptor activity. The transcript has 13 exons. Gene Ontology annotation, cellular component: membrane. NCBI's taxonomy places the organism in Eukaryota, Metazoa, Chordata, Actinopteri, Cichliformes, Cichlidae. The coding region runs from base 3369 to 7217 and encodes 1282 amino acids. Gene Ontology annotation, biological process: G protein-coupled receptor signaling pathway.
AGACAUUGAGGAUAUUUUUUAUGUAUUUAUUUUACAUUUUGUAAGACACAGUUUCACUAUAAGAUCGGGCCAUUCAUCUGGAACAUUGCACUGAUAUUUGCAGAUGAAAAUGGCUUCUUUCUUUUUCCCCCCAUCAGCAUCACUUGAGAAAUGGUCCCUCCUUUGGCAGCUUGUACCAUGGGAAAUUAAUACAGUAGCACUUUUGGGCAGCCUUUUUCAUCUUUAUCAGGGAACCGCAGUUGAUUUGGCAGCCAGAGCAGUGGCAUUUAACUGUGACUGAUUCUACUGAGAUGGAAGGGGAUUCUGUACAUGUAUUAUUUUAAAAGUGGACCUCUAUUUGCCUAAUUUCAGUUUUAAUGGCCAAUUUUUUUUACACAGAGCCACUUGAUUUUGGCAGAAUUUUUUUCCGAUGGGCAGCAGAGCUCGACCCGCUUCACAUAAAACCAAACACUGAAAGCAGUGACAGGUUUUUUUUUCUUCUCUACACAAGUUCAUCCUCAUCACCCUGUGCUCUCACUAUACCUCCACACGGGCUGAGGUCUAAAACCGUUUCCAAUUUAUAGAGCUUGUGACGUUCUCGACAGCUUCUACAGGUACAUCAGCACAGAUGGAGAGAUGUGACUGAAGGUGGAGCCUUUAAUAGCAGGUGAUGCUGGUGUGACAGCUAACUGCAUCAGUGAAAGUACAUCAUUCAUGCAUAAAGAUUAGAAUUAUAAGUAAACAUGCCUUAGGCAGAUCAGAACAGAUGACUUGAUAUCAUUUCAGAACAAAUCUCAGAAAACUCGCUCCUUGUCGAUAAACUCCGCUGUGAUUCAUGGGAUAAAUCCACACACUGUGUGAGUAACGCCUAUCAUGUCUUUUCUUUCAGUGCCCUCUCCAGCUUGGGUUUCAUCACAGGCUUACAUUUAAACUCUCCUUUAAAAGGUCACAGCUUCUGCCAAACCCCGGCCAGCACCUUGCAAACUCAGUAGUUUGAGUUCAAAUGCAGCUGGCUGCAUGGGUGUGGCAGAAAGAAACAGACUCCUGAGUGCAGGAAGAAAAACAAGCAGCAGAGGAAGCACCCCCUAAUUUUUAUUUAUUUAUUUUUUUUUGCUCCUGAGCCUUUUAUCCUCCUUUGCUCUCUUCUGAGAAAAUCUAAAGGAACCUCUGGGAGAACAGAGGAAGCGUGGGUGAGAGCGCACGGCUGGUACAGCAGCCGCUACCGUGUUGCGGUUGUAUGGACCCCAAGUUGUAAAGCAUGCAGAUGAAGCAGCAAAUGCCUAUCAAAUAUUUAUCAGAGCAGGGGAGCCAGUGCAGCUUGUAAGAGAAGAUGAAAUAGUGGGGGCAGGAGCAGUCACUCUGCACGGUCUCUUUCGCUCAGAUGCUCUCUCUCUCUGUGUCUCUCGACUUCCCCGUUCAUUCGCCAUGCCUGCCACAAACACACCUUUUCUUUUUGAUUUACACGCACUCUCUUGUGAGCAUCACCGGUUCUACGUCUGCCCGUGAACGUCUGUUUUUCAUGUUUUCAUCUGGCUGAUUGGCUGAGCGGUGAGGUGGUGAGUUUGUACAGUAGUUGUAGCUGUAAAUUGUGUAAAACCAGACAGGCCGCAGUCCACAUCGCUCGCUGCAGCGGACAGCAUGGGGGAGAUCUCUGCCUCGUCACCUUCCACUGCCAUGGUAACGGCCUGCGAGUCACCCCGGGCGAGGUGCACUCUGCGCCACCCAUUUACAGUCCGGGGAUGACUCCCGAUCAGCCCCAUGGACACGUGCGCACGCACUCGUGAACAUAAACGAGUCCCCAGAUGGACUCAUAAAGUGUCUAAACACAGGAAAGCAGCACAAAGAGGAAUGCCCACUCUCUUAUUUACUCACUGCUGUGUGGGACAAAAUAUGAUGCAGCGAUGUAUCACACCGGCUUCCUCUUGCAAUAUGUUAUCAGCACUGGUUCCAAAUAUAAACCCUUGAAUUAAAACGUGCGGAAGUUAAAUAAGUUGAUGAAGGAGAACUCGUAAGGGAGGGACCAAACCAUAGGGGUAAAUGAUUCCACUGUUACAUUAUUUAUCCGUAAUAACAAAAACAGUAACACAAAAACCGACACAACAAUCCAGGGGAUAAGCAGAUCAUCCCAGACUUUCCCCUCUGUUUUAACGGGUAGCCAUGCUAAAGUCUCCUUCAGUUACAAAUUGUCUUGCAAUGUAUCACAUGGCAGAAUCACUGUGUGGUGGUACCACUGUCAUUGUGGGUAAUGUACCGUGACAGAAUCGUGAGUGAGGCCCGGUUUAUGUGCGCUUGGACGCGCACAGAUGCGCACUCGGUCCUAUUAUAGUUCUUUCAAGUCCCCCUGAAGGAUUUGAAAUUAGUGCAUUAGGCUAUACUGUAAUGUCUCAGUGCCUCUAAGGCUCGAAAGGCAUCUGGACAUCUGCAGACACACCGUCUCGUUUGCCCUCUCUUGACGAAAUUUACGUCACUCGGACCCACGAAAGCGUGGAUCUGCGAUUCCCAGCCGCACAUAUAGUAUAUUAGAACACACCUGGCUAAUAUACAUGGUGCUGGGUUGAUGAUCAGAAAUGUAACCCUUGAGAAAAAAGUGUGGCUGUAUUGUGUGUAAUGUUCUACUUUAUACACAGUUUUGGACAUUUUGUCGUAUAUAUAAAUAAUCACAGUUUAAAUUAUAUGUGAGCUUCCCCCCCUCUCUCACUCACACAGUCGUUUUUCUUUUCUUUUCUUUUCAUUUACAAAGUAAAUCUAGUUGCCAGGUUGCUCCUCCGUCUUCAUUACUCAGGGCUCCUCUUCAUCACCACAGCCUCCCUCGCUUUUCUUCCUACGGGCGCUACUUUCAGCACCGGACAGCUCUCGUCGUUCCCACGCUCCGCCCACCUCAGACAGACCGGCAAUGAGAAACCAGCACACACGCCGGUGGGCGACUCUCGAGGUGGCCUAUUAGGGUUUUAUUGGGAGGGACGGAACUUCGAGUACAAUUUGCUCUCUCCCUUGUCAUUCUUCUCCUCUCACAUGGAUUUCUCCGAGCGGGAGUAAAAACAGAAGGAGAACCCGAGCACUCCCCUGGAUUGCGGGCUGGUGAGGAGUCCGUGUGGUUUUCUCAUGAGUUAGGAGGCUGGGUUCGCGUUUGUGCAGCUGUUUAGAUCACACUGCGUGUUUUUUAACAGAAGAGAGGAAAAGUGUGCUCUCAAAGAUGCAAAGAUGACAAGAGGAAAUCGUUUGCCGUUUUAUGCUUGGUCGUAGGUAUGAAAUCCAGGACAUUCUCGGGCGUGUGUUUGAAAGUGUUUCUGAUCUCCUGAAGCGGCAGAAGAUAUAGAGUGGCUUUGGUGAUGCUCGCCACUCUUUGCCAAGUCCACGCGGUGUCUGCUCUGUGCCUGUGACAACGAACCAUGGCUCUCCUAGUCGUCCCGCUGCUCCUGCAAACAGGGCUCGUUUGGGGUUUAAACUACGGUUAUGUGGAGUGGUCUGACAAUGACCGCGACGAUAAGAGCCCACCAGUCUUCAGCACCCAAAACAUCAACAGGGAGCCACCCCACCAUCCGACCUAUUACCCAGUACCAGCCACCGAGCGCACGGUGGUGGCGCACAAAAUCGAGGAGGACCUGCCCAGGGUGGUGACCGCUUUCUUGCACACCGGGGACUCAUCGGCGCUUAGACAGGUCAACUGUUCGCGGAGGUACGAGCUGAGCAGCCUGCGAGGCGGCCUCCACGUCGCCUCCCACUAUUCCCUCCACAGCAUUCUGGACACUGUAGCGCACGCCACAAACUUCCUGAAUAUGAUCCUGCAAGCCAACAGGUCCCGGGAGCAAACCCUGCGGAGGGACAUCCACUGGUACCACGCGCUGGUUCAAAGCAUCCUCGAAGGGGAUCCUAAAAUCCACAGGGCAGUGGUGACCUUGCACACGGAUGCGCUGACGCCAGGGCCCCACGUUUUCCUCCAGGCGACGAGAACCGAGAAUGAAGUGGUACUACAGGACCUGUCCGGCUCUGCGCACCGUCACCUCAAGGGCAGGAGUCCGGAGACUGACUGGUUUAAUGAGUUCAGGGACGGCAGGAGACCACACAUGCACAGAAGAAUCACGGAGGCAUCGGGCUCCAAGAGUGGCACUUAUCUCCUGGACAAAAACCAAAUUAAGUGGUCUGCGCCAUACCUGGAGUGUGAACACGGAACGUUUGUGCCCUAUUGGCUGCUCACCCUGUCUGCAGGCUUCUAUGGACUCAAGAGCAACUCAGCGCCAGAGUUCAGGGGUGUUGUCCGUGUGGACGUGAACCUGCAGGAUGUGGACAUUGACCAGUGCUCCAACAGUGGCUGGUUCGGCGGGACCCACCGCUGUAAUCUCACCAGCAUGGAGUGCACUCCCAUUGUUGGCCAUGGAUUUGUGUUGGACAAGUACAAGUGCCAGUGCAGGAGAGGAUUUUACCAUCCGAGCCGAGUGGCGCUCAAUGGCUUUAAAAGUAAGGAGCAGGGCUCUCACAGAGACGAGUCCUCCGACGUGUCCAGCAAGUGCCUGCCGUGCCGCGAGGGCUGUCCCUACUGCCGGGAUGACACGCCCUGCCUGGUGCAGGAGGACGGUGCUCUGAGGCUCUCUGUGGCCUCCUUCCAGGGUCUCUGCAUGAUGCUGGACUUGGCCAGUAUGGUGGUGGUCUACCACUUCAGGAGAAACAAGAGCAUUCGUACAUCUGGUCUCAUUCUGCUGGAAGCCAUCUUGUUUGGUGCGCUACUUCUCUACUUCCCAGUGAUGAUCCUGUACUUCAAUCCCAGUGUGUUUCGAUGUAUCCUCCUGAGGUGGGUUCGCCUGCUGGGCUUUGCCAUCAUGUACGGGACCAUCAUCCUGAAGCUUUACAGGGUGUUAAAGGUGUUCCUGUCCCGCACGGCCCAGAGGACACCUUACAUGACCAGCUGGCGGGUCCUACGGCUGCUGCUAGUAAUUCUGCUGGUGGUGCUGUGGUUCCUGGUGGCCUGGACGUCCUCUGUAUGCCAGAAUCCGGAGCUGAGUCAGGCUCUCAUUGCUGCGGGUCUCACUCCCGAGGGGCUGCAGUUCAGCAUGUGUCUGCUGGACCGAUGGGACUACAUGAUGGCAGUCGCUGAGUUCCUGUUCCUGCUGUGGGGCGUGUACCUGUGCUACGCUGUCCGCACCGUACCCUCGGCUUUUCACGAGCCACGUUACAUGGCUGUAGCCAUCUACAAUGAGCUCCUCAUAUCGGCCAUCUUCCACAUUAUCAGGUUCUCUCUGGUGCCGGGACUACACCCAGACUGGAUGCUCAUGUUGUUCUUUGCUCACACUCACCUGACUGUGUCUGUGACUCUGGCCCUGCUGCUGAUACCUAAGUUCCUGUACAAAGGGACGCAGGCGAGAGACGAUAUAGCCACCGAAGCUUACGAGGAGGAGCUAGACAUAGGAAGAUCUGGCUCCUACCUCAACAACAGCAUCACCUCGGCCUGGAGCGAGCACAGUUUGGACCCAGAGGAUAUACGGGACGAGUUGAAGAAGCUGUACGCCCAGCUGGAAGUCUACAAAUGUAAGAAGAUGCUUGCCAACAACCCUCACCUUCAAAAGAAGCGCAACUCCAAGAAGGGUCUGGGUCGUUCGCUGAUGAAACGGAUAACAGAGAUCCCAGAGACUAUGCACCUACACCGGCAGUGCAGUCGUGAUGAUGGCAGCGAACAUGGCAGCAACCGCAGCACCUUGAGGAGAAAUCCAUUUGAGCCGAGCCACCACGGAAAACCUCGAGACGACUCCCUGAAGAACAAAGUCAUGGGCUUGAAAAAGUCACUCAGCUAUGACCAUGUCUGCGACCAGGAUGAAGAAGGCGGAAGCCAGAGCGGCUCAGCUGCGGGAGACAAAACGACUCCUGUUGGGACUGUCGGGGAAGGAUCUCUUCUGGGCUCUCUCAUUGGCCGUAAACAUGCCAAGAAGCAGCUGGAACCAGCUUCGACUCCACCGAGACUGGAACCAGCCGUGUCCACCGAAUCCGUGCCGCUCUUCUGGAAAUCAGCCAGCGCUCACAACCUGACACACGAGAAGAAGCCUGUGCACCUGCGCACUUCCAUUAUGCAGAAAUCCCUGAGCGUGAUUGCGAGUGCCAAGGAGAAGGUGCCGGGGCUCACAAACAAGACUCAGAGCAUCGAGGAUGCCAGUAAGAAGUGCGUGAAGGGACAGGAAGGGAGGACGCUGUCAGAGGUGGACGAGACACCUGAGCAUUACCCCAAGAUGCCAGUCAGCCAAUCGGUGGAGUACUCCAAGACACCUUUGAAGAUGGGCAUAAUGAAGCAACAGGUGAGCGGGAGCCAGCCAUCAAUUUGCUCUGAGACGGGGAGGAACCUUUACGAUGUGUCCGAGGUUUGUUCCUGGGAACUGGAAGAACCACAGACUCCCUCAGAAGCAAAAACCCAGAAGCACGUUUCCAUCGCUCCUGGAGAAACCACCUCGGGCCGGAGAGGCAGCAGCAGCAGCUCUGGAGUCACCAAAGGUGGUCGGUCCCAGCAGAGGCAGAAGACGGGCCAGUCUCCUUCCAACAGACACCGCGCCAAAGAUAAAGGAGGAGAAAAGGAGGAAGGAAGGGAAACACGGAAAUCUCGGGCACCCAGGUCACCUCUUCCUCUCAAGCCGGAUGUGUGUCCCUGGGAAUUCGAUGAGCAACCCAUGCUGAAAGGAGAUUCGGAUUCCAUUUCUCCAGACAGAAUCAGGCGUAAGAAGAGUGUCACGCCUACUGAUGGGAAACCCAAAGGGCUUCACUCAGACCACUCCAAGUCCACAGGCAGCCUUUUACAGCCCCCGUCUCUGAUGGUCGAAAUCUGCCCAUGGGACUACACCGGCCCACCUUCACCUAAACAGGAGAAGACCUGCAACAGUCCCACUUCACACAAGAAGAAACGGAAAGGCUCCAGCUCAUCCAACCACAAAGCUGAGAAGGAGAAAGGGAGGGAGAAGAGUAGAGAAAGACGGAGCUCCUCCAGCAAGCCUCCGUCGGAGAGGAGAAGGGUCAGCCAGUCUUCGGAAUGCGGCGCGCCAGUUUCUGAGCGGCGGAGGAGCUCAACAAGAGACCCAGAGGUGAUGGAGGUCAGGAGGGCGGAGGUUUUCUCCCGGGAGACCGAGCUCAUGCACGGCAGCUUGGCUCAGACUAGAAAAUCACCAGAGAAGAAGAAAGACGGCUCUUUGAGCACUAGUUAUAAACCCGGGGCGAAAAUGGUUGACGUUUGCCCCUGGGACUUUCAGGACUCUGGGGAGAGGGCGUGAUGACUGCCGCGGGACGAAUGAACGUACUUUUUUCGUAUUCAGAUGACAGAUAUUGCAUUUCAUGAGAAGGGUUUCCUGUGGGUCACCUUAAUGAGAAGUAUGUUGUGAGGAAAGGAACAUCUACUCUGCUGCCUAUUGAUGCAAUCCAGACAUAAUUAAUUGCUACACAGCAACCAUCUUGUUCUUAUAUGCAGUAAUGCAACCUUAAAAACACUUUAAAGGAUUUUUUGGUUUGUUUUUUUACACUUUUGCUUGCACAUUUGUCAAAGUUACAUAUUCUAUAUGUUUUUUCACACUGAGCCCAUUUGGGAAAAAAAAGAAUUCCUGUAUUUAUGAACAGAGCAGACAAUCAUUCACCACAAAGCACCAUCAACUCUUAACCUGGGCUCACUGUCGGUCUCACGUGUUAUGCCGACGAUGUUCUACGUUACGCACCGAGCCAGUGGAGACUUACUUAUAUCAGAUCGGCAGCAGGGAGAAAAGACCUAAGGAAAAAAUAAACAGAAAAUGAGCUCUGAGAAGCAAGACCAAAGCCCCAGACACAGCUGCGAUGCCUUAUCUUUAGGCCAAAUGCAUAAUUCAUGGCACCAAGAUGAUCUGUUAGAUUAGAGAAACGUGGGAAUAACAGAGGAUUGUACCGCAGCCAAAUGAGACAAGCUGUGUGUUUUAGUAAAAGCUUUCUAUAUACAGUAUAUGUUUUUUUCUAAAAAAGCCGUCGCAUGUGACAUACUGUCGAGCAUCCAGUAGCUAAAUGUUUAUGGGUCAGCGUGUUCUCAAAUAAGACAGUGGAACCUUCGAUGUCGUGCCUAUGGUAUUCGUCUCCUUACAUGAUGCUUUCAAAGUGACGUGCACUGUGUUUCAAAUGGUCGCAGUUACAGCUGAGGAGUACUAAAAUAUCAAUCAGGCUCUCCUGUCUGCUGAUAUUUGUUUACUGUUGUAUUCUUGCCCUGGAUGCCCCUCCUCCUUUUUUUAAACCAAUAAAAAAAAGACUCUUGGAUCACAGGUUGUAGUAUCUACACAUCCACUGAAACUGUGACGAGAUCCUUCAAGAACCAGGACCAAGACUAGAGUGGAUGAUGUGAAUAAUGCAUUCCCCUCACCACCCCAUCACUUAGUUGCCCAUUUACCAUCUGCUUGAAUGCACCUUCCGUUAAAUCUUUGCACAUUUUCUAUUUCUAAAGCUACAACGAUGCAUGACCAGAACUUUUUUUUUUCUUUGCCACUUUCUCACUGACAGAAUAUGAGUCAUUUACCAUCUCAGCAUCGUGUCCAGAAAUGACAAUAACAACAACAACAGCCAGCCUUUCUGUCCUGUAAUCAGCCACCCACCACUGGCACCUAGAAGCAGUACGGUCACACAAAAUAGUCAGUUCAGCUUCAUGAGGGUUGUGUGUGCAUGACAGUGAAAAUUUAGGGAACGUGAUGCACCAGAAUUCACCUUUGCAUUUCUUAUGAAAGCAUGUGGGAUGUGUUUCAAAUCUGUAUUUAUCUAGCAUCGUAGAGAAGAAUUCCCUGUGUGAGGUCUGGCUCUAUAAAAUAAAAAUAUUUUUAAAAAAAAGAAGCUUGAUGAACAAACAUGACCCACCACUCCGACUUUCACAUUUCUGUCAGAUGUUUUGAGGCAGCUUGAAAUGGAACGUUGCCUACGUGUAUUUUAUGCUCGUUAUACUGUCUAGUGUUGCUCCAAGAAGUUGCAAGCUGUCGUAGCAUCCACCUGGGAUUAUUUAUAUUGUACAUUCCAUAUUGUGUUGCAUGUACAUACAGUAAAUACUCUGUUAUCAACUCUGAAUUAAAUGUUUCUAUGAAAUC